Messenger RNA from Morus notabilis, 1748 nucleotides. RefSeq names its product replication factor C subunit 2. The record is from RefSeq and is a predicted model, not a curated record. Gene Ontology annotation, biological process: DNA-templated DNA replication; DNA repair. Gene Ontology annotation, molecular function: DNA clamp loader activity; ATP hydrolysis activity; ATP binding. The transcript has 12 exons. Gene Ontology annotation, cellular component: nucleus; DNA replication factor C complex. Lineage: Eukaryota; Viridiplantae; Streptophyta; Magnoliopsida; Rosales; Moraceae. Bases 166 to 1188 code for a protein of 340 amino acids.
UUUGCUUCAUAAACAGCAAAUAGACGUCAUGCCCUAUCAUUUUUAUUUUUUCUAUUUUUCUAUUUAAAACUCGUCGUUUUUCCAAAUCGCAGGAAAAUUAAAGCGGGAAAGCAAGGAAGCCCUAGAAAGCGGGAAGCGGAGAGAGGAGAGAGAAGGAAGAAAGAGAUGGCGCCAGUUAUGCAGAGCUCUCAGCCAUGGGUGGAGAAAUACCGGCCCAAGCAAGUAAAAGACGUGGCUCACCAGGACGAGGUGGUCCGGGUCCUCACCAACACCCUCGAAACCACUAGUUGUCCGCACAUGCUUUUCUACGGCCCGCCCGGCACCGGAAAAACCACCACCGCCCUCGCCAUCGCCCACCAGCUUUUUGGGCCCGAGCUGUACAAGUCUAGAGUUUUGGAGCUCAAUGCGAGUGAUGACCGUGGUAUCAAUGUUGUUCGAACAAAAAUCAAAGAUUUUGCCGCUGUUGCGGUGGGUUCUGGCCAACGUCGAGGGGUUUAUCCUUGUCCACCAUAUAAGAUCAUUAUUCUUGAUGAGGCGGAUUCAAUGACUGAAGACGCUCAGAAUGCCCUGAGGCGCACAAUGGAAACUUAUUCCAAAGUCACAAGGUUCUUUUUCAUCUGUAAUUACAUCAGCAGGAUCAUAGAGCCGCUUGCUUCAAGGUGUGCAAAGUUCAGGUUCAAGCCACUUUCAGAAGAAAUUAUGACUAGUCGUAUAUUGUACAUUUGCAAUGAAGAAGGCCUGAAUUUGGAUGCAGAGGCUCUUUCAACACUGAGCUCUAUCUCACAAGGUGAUCUUCGUCGGGCUAUUACAUACUUGCAGUCAGCCGCUCGCUUAUUUGGAUCUUCAAUUUCUUCGAAGGACCUGAUAAGUGUUUCUGGGGUUAUCCCGCAGGAGUUUGUUGAGGCACUUUUUGCAGCUUGUAAAAGUGGUAACUUUGAUUUGGCCAACAAGGAAGUCAAUAACGUGAUUGCAGAGGGAUACCCGGUUUCUCAGAUGUUUUCACAGUUAUUUGAUGUAAUUGUUGAAGCGGAUGAUUUAUCAGAUGAACAGAAGGCUAGAAUAUGCAGAAAAUUGGGUGAAGCUGAUAAGUGUCUUGUUGAUGGUGCUGACGAGUACUUGCAACUGCUCGACGUUUCUGGCAACACAAUGCGAGCUCUUUGUAACAUGUCCGAAGAAUUCUCGUAUUAACAAUUAGGUUAUCUGAGAAGCCAGAUCCAGGUUUGUUUAAGGGAUUUUGUAGAAACAACUCAAAACUGAAAUUCUUUAAUCAGGGGGAAACAAUCAUAUUGUCCUAAUCAACUGCUGAUAUGGUUUAUGACUCACAAAUGAUCUGUGCAAUUGAUCACUCCGAUAUCUCGGUAAUCAGCCUAGGUCUCAAAACUAGCCUAGCUAGUCUUGGUCACCCACAUUGAUGCUUCAGACCUCGCUAAUCGAAAAGGUCAGCGAAUUGCCGAACGUGGUAUAAACUUGCUCAUUUUAAUUUGACUAUGGAAAUGGUGAAAGCAAAAUUUUCUAUUGCUGAGCAUACCCAUUUUUAUCCAUUAGGACCUUAAUCUGUCCCCUUUUGUCCCCUAUUUCUUCACAAGCAAUUCUGUCCUGUCAAACACACAUUCUAUAGCUAAUAUUUGGCAUGCUUAAUGUAUGGCUUGAAGCAUAAUUAUGGCAUGCUUAACUCGUGCCAGCAGUCAUAAGUGGAAGCCAUGAUAAGCUCUCCGUUAUCAGAUACAGAAUUGUCGUUAAUGUACUCA